This is a messenger RNA of Corythoichthys intestinalis (scribbled pipefish), 1371 nucleotides long. RefSeq names its product polymerase (RNA) III (DNA directed) polypeptide F (gene polr3f). The coding region runs from base 171 to 1118 and encodes 315 amino acids. NCBI's taxonomy places the organism in Eukaryota, Metazoa, Chordata, Actinopteri, Syngnathiformes, Syngnathidae. Gene Ontology annotation, biological process: transcription by RNA polymerase III. The record is from RefSeq and is a predicted model, not a curated record. The transcript is spliced from 9 exons. Gene Ontology annotation, cellular component: RNA polymerase III complex.
UGGACGGCCCAGCGUCUGUUAUGACUCGAGGACCCCGGCGCCGGUCGGCAAGCGCACGUUGCUAGCAAGCAGGCUAACGAGAAAACGACCACUAACAACAACAAUUUGUUCCAGUCCAGUGUCGUCAUUCUAAAUGAGAAUUGUUUGGAGUGGCGAAAAGGACGUUCGAGAUGUCUCAAGUCCAAGUCAAGCAAGAAAAGAACGUUAUUGACCCCGCCGAAGUUGAAAACAGGAUCAAGGCGCUGUGUCAGCAGUUCCCUCAAGGCAUCACGGAUGAGGUGAUCCAAAACGACAUGCCUCACCUGGAAGCGCAGCAGAGGGCCGCCGCCCUCAACAAGCUGCUCUCGGGGGUGCUGGAUCUCCUGAAGAACAGCAACGGUCUCCUCUACAGGCUGAAGGACACGCAGACGGCCAGCAAGAUGAAAGGCUCGGACAACCAGGAGAAGCUGGUGUACCAGAUCAUCGAAGACGCGGCCAACAAGGGCAUCUGGAGCCGGGACAUCCGCUUCAAGAGCAACCUCCCUCUGACGGAGAUCAACAAGAUCCUCAAGAACCUGGAGAGCAAAAAACUCAUUAAGGCCGUCAAAUCCGUGGCGGCGUCCAAGAAGAAAGUGUACAUGCUGUACAACGUGCAGCCCGAUCGCUCGGUGACGGGCGGCGCCUGGUACAGCGACCAGGACUUUGAGUCGGAGUUCGUGGAGGUUCUCAACCAGCAGUGCUUCAAGUUCCUGCAAGGAAAGGCGGAGUCUGCGCGGGACGGCGAGAGAAGUCCGAUGCUGCGGCGGAACGCUUCCUUCGCCACCUCGCACCAAGUCUGGAAGUACAUCUGCGAGCUCGGCAUCAGCAAGGUGGACCUGUCCAUGGAGGACAUCGAGACCAUCCUGGACACGCUAGUGUACGACGGCAAAGCGGAGCCCGACGUGAUGGCGGCCAAGGAGGGAACGCCGGGCUGCGUGGACGGACGUCUCAAGCUGUACCGCGCCGUUGAACCCGUGCUGGCGCCCGCCGCCCUCGUCAGGACGCCCUGCGGACUCUGCCCGGUGUUUGAAGACUGUCACGAAGGCGGCGAGAUCUCGCCAUCCACCUGCGUCUACUUGGACCAGUGGCUCGAUUUCUGACUCUCAUUGGAUUUUUCUGGUGGUCUUAACUCAUUCACUUGCCAUUGACGGCGGACGAUAAGUUAAACGGUGUCCAUUGCAUUGUGGGUAAUGGCACGCACAAGCUUCCUUAUCAAUAAAGUCAGUGCGACGACGUCUGGUUUCACAUUUUUACAGUAAAGACACAAAAUCAAAAUAUCCUAUGUUUAUAAGAGAUGCAUAUUAAUGGUUGUAAAGAUUUAAUUCAAGAAUAAAAAUGAAUAAAACUUGAUAU